Molecule: messenger RNA, 768 nt
Organism: Morone saxatilis (striped sea-bass)
Lineage: Eukaryota; Metazoa; Chordata; Actinopteri; Moronidae
Product: tubulin--tyrosine ligase-like protein 12
Exons: 4
Coding region: 58-768 (236 amino acids)
Source: RefSeq, a predicted model, not a curated record
CUCAUUCUUCCGGUUUUGAUCAAUCCGCCUCCACGUGAGCGCUGUCUCGCCAUAAUAAUGUCAACAAACUCUAUAACGAUAAAUGGAGACGGGGACGAGGAGUUCACGGUGUUUGUGGCCCUGCACGCCGGGGCCCUGCAGUCCUCAGGGAUACCCCCAAUCUACUGGAGGAGCCUCCACCACAAAAUCACCAGCGAGAUUUAUGAUGCUGGUGAAGUUUUCGGAAUCAUGCAGUUCCAAGAAGAAAACGACGAGGAAAAUGAACAGAAUGAGGAAGAGGAGAAAAAAAGAGACAAUCCUGGAGCAGUGAUCAGCUGUAAAGUGGUUGUGACCCGGGAGAGCGGGCUGCAAGCAGCAGAGCCGACCAGUGUUUUCCUGGUGGAUCACGCCUGGACGUACCGCGUAGAUCACGCCCGUCAGCAGCUGGAGCAGGUACCCGGCCUGCUACCCAGAAUGGCCACCCUCAUGGGGGUUGAUUUCCACGGUGAGGCCCCUGACCCGGAUGUGGUGGAGCUGGUGAUGGAGCGCAUGUGGAAGUACAACCAGACAUAUCACCUCUCCCAGGGGUCUGCGGAAGAGAAGGUUCCGGUGUGGUACGUCAUGGAUGAGUUUGGCUCCCAGGUGCAGCACUCUGACCAGCCCAGCUGUGGGAUGGCUCCCUUCUUCUACGUAAAGGGCCAGCUGGCUUACUCCGUGCUCUGGCCUCUGCAGGACCUGCAAGAAGGAGGUGAAAGCAGACACACACCGCAUGGAUACUAUAAAACAUGA